AUGAAUCGAGCUGAGCUACUCAAACAAGAAGGGAAUAAAGCAUACACCAAUCAUGAAUAUAGGAAGGCUGCAAAAUUUUACCGCGAUGCAAUACAAAUAGAUACGUGUAAUCCCGUAUUGUACGCAAAUCGGUCGCAAUGUUUCUUACAACUAGGCGAUUACGAGAGGGCCCUCAAGGAUACAGACAAUGGAUUGAAGUUUGAAGGAUCAAGCAAAAUUGCGGUGAAGCUCCACUACCGGCGUGCCAACGCUCUUUUGGGACUUGGUAGGACUCAGGGCGCAAAAGAGGCGCUUCAAAAAGUUCUUGACUUGGAUCCCCAAAACCACAGCACCCAUGAUCAGCUCGCCAAAUUGGGGGCCAAACGAAUCACAAAUGGCGUGUCUAAGAAUGACGACGAAAACCAAAGUUCGAAUCCAAAUCGGUUGGAUGCUUUGGGGGCCAAACGAAUCACAAAUGGCGUGUCUAAGAAUGACGACGAAAACCAAAGUUCGAAUCCAAAUCGGUUGGAUGCUUUGGGCCCGCCUACGGCUGCUCUGCCCAUGCGUUAUCUCACGGCGUUGAGGUAUAUGAGUGAUGACAAGAAAAUAGGUGGAUACAAAUUUGUUUUGAAUCUUGACGAAACCUCCUACGUUGAGCUUUUCAAGGACUCUGGAAUAGACAAAGAAUUCUUAGAGUUCUACUUGUGUGCUGCUCGUUAUGCGUUGGACAAUGACCACUUCAUACAAGACCCCGAAUGUGUGAUCUGUAAUCGUUUGCAGUCAUUUGCAAAGUUUAAGCACUACAACUUGGUAGAGAAUGAAUGUGACACUGCCGUAAAAGAGCAGAUUUUGCAAAUUGUGGAGCAUAAAUAUCCACUGAUGUUGGAUCAAUUUAGGCAAUAUAUUAUCUAG
Molecule: messenger RNA, 891 nt
Organism: Lodderomyces parapsilosis
Lineage: Eukaryota; Fungi; Ascomycota; Pichiomycetes; Serinales; Debaryomycetaceae
Exons: 1
Coding region: 1-891 (296 amino acids)
Molecular function (GO): Hsp90 protein binding
Source: RefSeq, a predicted model, not a curated record